Molecule: messenger RNA, 5165 nt
Organism: Siniperca chuatsi (mandarin fish)
Lineage: Eukaryota; Metazoa; Chordata; Actinopteri; Centrarchiformes; Sinipercidae
Gene: ccar1
Product: cell division cycle and apoptosis regulator 1
Exons: 26
Coding region: 384-4172 (1262 amino acids)
Biological process (GO): regulation of DNA-templated transcription
Cellular component (GO): nucleus
Source: RefSeq, a predicted model, not a curated record
UAACGAUGUGCAAAUGCUAACGUUAAGUGUUGGCUAGCUAUAUAUAGCUACUUUAUGUUUCUUACAGUAGCAAUGCCGCGUUUCAAUAUAGUAGUAGAUAAAUAAGGCACGUUUUAGUAAUGUCGACGAAGCCAUAAUUAAUUGAAGCUUUAGUUAGCUGCUGAUAACCACAACAACAGCAUUAGCUUGCUAGACAGACGUAAAAUGUUAGCUAGCUGCCUGCGCUAGCCUACUGUCAGUUAAAGUGGCUAACGUUAGCCAGACUGCUGUUGAGCCUGUCGAUGUUGCUGUGUCAGCAUUUACGCUAUCUACGGAGCACUCCAGAAAUCAAGGUGACAACCAUCCGCCUGGUGAGCAGACACUGCCCUUAACCUGAGUGAGUCAUGGCCCAAUACGGGGGACAGAAGAAUCCGCCGUGGGCGACUCAAUUUGCCACCACAGCGGUGUCACAACCGGGCCACUCGGGACAGUCUCUUGACCUCAACAGCCUGCACUCUCUUGGUGUGCAACAGCCAUCUCUUCUGGGAGCAUCUCCCUCUGUUUACUCUCAGCAGUCAGCCUUGGCUGCAGUCUCUCUCAGCAACCAGUCUGCUGCAAACUAUCAGCUGUCUCAGCAAACUGCGGCCUUGCAGCAGCAAGCUGCAGCAGCUGCCGCAGCUGCACUACAGCAGUCUCAGAUUAAUUCAGCCCUCCAGCAGUAUCAGCAACAGCAGCAGCAGCAACAACAGCAGCAACAACAGCAACAACAGCAACAGCAGCAACCUCCCCAGCAACCCCCUCAACAGCAACUGUACAAUGUACCUCAUCAGCUUCCACAGCCUCAACAGGCGCUGAUUUCUCAGCCCCCCGUCGCUUUGCCCACCAGCCUAAGCCUGUCCAACCCGCAGCAGACAGCCCAGAUUACUGUUUCCUACCCAACCCCACGUUCAAGCCACCAACAGCAGACGCAGCCACAGAAGCAGCGAGUCUUCACUGGUGUUGUCAACAAGCUACAUGACACAUUUGGCUUUGUAGAUGAAGAUGUCUUCUUUCAGCUAAGUGCUGUGAAGGGGAAGACUCCUCAGGUGGGUGACCGGGUCCUAGUGGAAGCUGUGUACAACCCAAACAUGCCCUUCAAGUGGAACGCCCAGCGCAUCCAGACCUUACCUCAGCUAGCAAACCAGUCGCAUCAGCAGCAGCCUCAGCCUUUACCUCAAGCUUCCCCACAGCUCGGCAGCCUUUACAAUGAACCAGGGAUGCAGCUGCGCUACUCAGACAUGCACUCCACUGCGGACAACAGACAAAAUAGCCAGCCUCAAGCUCCUAACAUGAUGAAGGCAGCCCCCACCAUGCUGCAGUCGCUACCUCCCCCAAACACGUUCAAUGUUCCGGCCCAGGCUCCCCCUCCUUCCCUCCUGCAGGCCCAGUUGUCUGCUGCCUCUCUGGCCCCUCUCCUCCAAAACCCUCCUCAGCCUCUGCUGCCACAGCCUCCUCCAAAAGAUGUGUUUUCCGGGGGUCUGCUUCAGCCCCCAGUGAGAAUGAUGCCACAGCCGCAGCCUGUCCGACGAAUUGAGCCUCCUCCUCGUUUCCCCAGUCGCAAUGAUCGAGGCCCUGAGCUCAUCCUCAGGACUAAAGAGGAACGCAGUGUUUUUACUCCAUUCUUUAGUCGAGACAGAGACCGUGAGCGCAGACGGUCAAGAGAACGCUCGCCUGCACGCAAACGUUCCAGAGACCGCUCUCCCAGACGUGACCGCUCACCUCGACGGCCUCGCCGGGUGGUUCCUCGCUACACCGUCCAGUUUUCCAAGUUCAGCUUAGAUGGCUCCAGCUGUGACAUGAUGGAACUGAGAAGGCGCUAUCAGAGCCUCUACAUUCCCAGUGACUUCUUUGAUGCUGUCUUCACCUGGGUGGAUGCCUUCCCCCUGACAAGACCCUUCCAGUUUAAUAAUGCCUGCAACUUCCACAUCUUGCACAAAGAGGUGGAUCCUCCUGUCAAGAAUACGGCUGUGCUGGACCCUCCUGAUGCCAACCACACCUACAGUGCUAAGGUGAUGCUACUGGCUAACCCCAGUAUAGAGGAGCUCUAUCACAAGUCCUGUGCUCUGGCAGAGGAUGCCCAGGAAGUCAAAGACUCCUUCCAACAUCCUGCUAGACUCAUCAAGUUUUUGGUGGGAAUGAGAGGUAAAGAUGAGGCCAUGGCCAUUGGUGGUCACUGGUCUCCCUCUCUGGAUGGAGCUGACCCAGAGAGGGAUCCCUCAGUCCUUAUAAAGACAGCCAUACGCUGUUGCAAGGCACUCACAGGCAUAGACCUUAGUCUGUGCACUCAGUGGUAUCGUUUUGCAGAGAUUCGCUAUCAUCGGCCGGAGGAGACACACAAGGGGCGGACAGUCCCUGCUCAUGUGGAGACAGUGGUUUUGUUUCUUCCGGAUGUUUGGCAUUGUCUUCCUACCCGCUCAGAGUGGGAGGUGCUGUCACGGCGACUCCGGGAGCAGCUGGCUGAGAAGCUGUCGGCCGAGCGAAAGGAGGCGGAUGGAGAACAGGAGGAAGAGGAGAAGGAUGACGAUGAAUUGAAGGACGUUAGUACUCCCACUCACUGGGCUAAACUUGACCCGAAAUCAAUGAAGGUAAAUGACCUGCGCAAGGAGCUUGAUUGUCGCUCUCUAAGCUCUAAGGGGUUAAAGUCGCAGCUGAUCGCUCGCCUCACCAAGCAGCUGAAAGUGGAGGAGCAGGUGGAGGAGUCCAAGGAGCCUGAGAAGCCAGAGAGCAAAGUUGCUGAGGAAGAGGAGCCAUCUCGCACUGAGGAAGACAGAGAGGAGGAGGAAAGGAAGAAGCAGGAGGAGCUUGAGCGCCAGCGGAGAGAGAGGCGCUACAUCCUCCCUGAUGAGCCUACCAUCCUCGUACACCCCAACUGGGCAGCCAAGAAUGGCAAAUUUGACUGCAGUGUCAUGUCCCUGAGUGUGUUGCUGGACUACAGACUGGAAGACAACAAGGAGCACUCUUUUGAGGUUUCCCUAUUCGCUGAGCUGUUUAAUGAGAUGCUACAGAGAGACUUUGGCUACCGCAUAUUUAAAGCCCUCGCUGCUUUUCCUACCAAAGAUGAGAAGAAGGAAAAGGAGAAGAAAGCCAAAAAGGAGGCUGAAAAGAAGGAGGCUGAAAAGCGUGAAAUAAAGAAGGAAAAAGAAGAGGAAAAUGAAGAGCCAGUUGUAAAGAAGACCAAAGAGGAUGAGGAGGAGAAGAAGAAGUGUGAUGAAAAGUCUGUGAAAAAGGAUUCCUCUCGAGAUGAAGAGGAGAAUGAAGAUGACGGCAGCACGGCCAAUGCUGAAGAAUAUGACCCCAUGGAGGCUGAAGAUGCAGAUGAUGAUGAUGAUGAUGACAAGGAUGAUGAUGACUCCAAUGACAGAGACAGGAAAGACCGCAAGGAUGAUCGCAAGUCGUCAAAAGAGAGGUCCUCUAAAGACAAGGAGAAGAGGCAGAUGGUCACACACAACAAGGAGCUGCUGAUGGCAUUUGUCUACUUUGACCAGAGCCACUGUGGCUAUUUGCUGGAGAGAGACCUGGAGGAGAUCUUGUACACACUGGGACUGCACCUUUCUCGUGCUCAGAUAAAGAAGCUGUUGAACAAACCGGUGGUAAGAGAGUCAUGUUACUACCGUAAACUGACAGACAGGGGAAAGGAUGAACCUGUUCCUUCCAUUAAUGAAGCCCAGAUAGAAAACCUCAUAGGUAACCGAGGACUACUUCCUGCUCCAAAAGCUCGUGCUCAGGCAGAGGCCAGUGAGUCUAGUAAUCUGAUUGUGUAUAAUGGAGCCAUGGUUGACAUCGGCAGCAUGAUGCAGAAACUGGAGAAGAGUGAGAAAGCAAGAGAGGAGAUGGAACAGAAGCUCAUGAUGCAGGAUUCCAAAAUAGAUGAAGAUGCGAAGGUUAAAGCGCAGUUGGAGCAAGCCAACAAAACCUUGUCCAAAGAGCUGGAGGAGGUGAAAAACACUCUGCGCCAAACUGAGCAGACUCUGAAGACUGUGGAGGAGCAGAAGACGAUCUACCAUGACCAGAUUAGCAAGACGUCCAACACCUUGAUGUCCACCUUCAAAGGGCUGCUGGCAGUGUUGAAUAAGGAUCAAGAAGUAGACGAGUCUGGUGACGAAGUCACGGGCGAUCGCAUUCGGACGUCUCAAACAAACGGAGCAGAUGAAUGAAUUUAAAAUAUAUGAAGCUAAUCUGUAACACUGAUUAUCUUAAAAAUUGUAAAUAUUCACUAAACAAGCAUAAUUUGGCUGUUUUUAUUUGGACCUAUUGUCUCCUAAGUACAUGUAUAAAUUAAUGAAUUAGUUCCCUUGUAGUCAUUUGGCUUCAGUUUCUGUGUACAAUAGAUUUAUUUCUGAGGACUUACUUUUCUUACCUAGAAUAAUUUUAACUAUGACAAAGCUUUGAAACGCUUAUUUUCAUAGUUUUUAAGUAAGUUAAGUUCGAUUGCUAACAUUUCUUUUCACCAUUGCUUUAGCUUUGUUAUGGCCAAUAAAAUGCCAUGUUGUAGAUUUAAAUGCCAGUAUGUGUGGGUUGUACUUUUCAGAGAUUUUUGUUUUUCUAAUGAGCAAUAAUGAUGCUAUUUAUGUGCGAGAGAAUUCAUAAAAACAAAAAAAACAACUAUAUUUAAAAGAAACUAAUUUUGGAUGGAAAGGGUAGGUUCCAUGUGGUUCAGACAGAAUUUCUUUGUAAAUCUUCCCCAUCUGCUGUUUAACCACAAUUGUGUUCAAUAAACACAUUGAGUGUGUAGUUCUUUUAUUUUGCUGAUUUAACUGGGUUCUGCUGUUUUUUUCAAACACAUGGCUAUGCAUGGUUCCUCCUCUUAGACCUUUUUGCUGUCGGCGCCUCCUGGCUGUAUCCACCGACUGCUGCACUGCCAGUUACAGAUUUUCAUGUUUAACUGUGAUGAGCAUCUGUCUUGUUUUAGGAAACUACACAUGAACCAAACGAUAAGCUCAAUGAAUGUGUGUUCUGCUGAAGGAAUUGCUGCAAAGACAUGAACAUUUAGAAAGCCAUCUCUGAACUGUGUGCGUUGGUUUGGGUUGUUCUAGAAAAGAGGCACACUUACAUUCAAAUGUGCUCCAAAGCAGGCAAUUUUAUUUUUCUAUUGAAAAUGUACUCUAUGGAUGUCUUGUGCAAGAGUAAAGUGGUCCAUUUUAACACUA